AUGAAGACGGCAGUCUUCUUUAUUCUCCUUAUCCAUGCCGUGUUGCCGGUUAAGAUCAUUCUGAAUGGCCUGGCCCCACCUGAGAUUGUCCAUUCUCCGAUCUCUACGAAACGUAAGCACCAAUUCCAUCAUUACUAGGAUCACGCUGGUUCUUAUUUUUUAGCCAGAUGCAAAGUGAGUGCUCCUCCUUUGGAUCUUCUUUUUAUCCUCGACUCCUCUGGGUCUCUGCGAAACCAAUUCCAAGAUGAGAUCAACGUGAUUCGGAGGAUCGUUAAACAUGUUACGAUUGGUGAGGCGGCGACCCGGGUUAUGCUAGUGCAAUUCAGUGGGGUUCAACAUCUUGAGUUCGACUUCAACUCUUUCAAAGACCGAGAAGAUCUCCUUGUCGCAUUAGAUGUCCUUAGACAUGUCUCCGGGAUUACUCGAGUUGGAGGUGCUUUUGAAUUCGCGUUGUCCGUAAUGAAGCCAGAACAUGUAAGUGAGCAAAAAAUAAGUAAAUACUGUUUAGGGCAUGAGAGAUGCAAGUGUCCGGAAGGUCGUUUUCCUCCUUUCUGAUGGCCGAACUCAUGAUUUCCCUAAAGAUUCAAUUGCUGCAGAUCAAUUAAGAAACCAGAUUCCUAACGUCUCCAUUUGGGCGUAUGGAACAGGAGAAUAUGUGGCCAUGAACGAACUGAUAAACAUUACAAAAGUGAGUAACAAUUGUCUCUAAUUUUAAAAAACUUCAGGAUGAGAGUAAGAUUAUUACAAACAAAAAUCUCUCUCUAAUCGAACCUUUAUUCGAUUUUUGGCAUGGCGUGGAAGUUUGUGAAAAGAUUCCGGGUAUGUAAGAGCAACAGAAAAAUAAUUAAACUUACAGAAUGUGUGAAAGGAUCGGACAAACCGUUGGAUCUGAUGGUUAUAAUAGACUCUUCGGACUCAAUUGAAUCAGUAUUCCGAAACCAAGUCAAUUUUGUGAUCGAAAGGGUGGUGCAGAACAUAAACGUGCAUCCAGAAGCCGUUCGGUACGGGUUUUAUUUUAUAUUUUUUUCAAAUUAUUUUUGCCAUUUUUUUGGCAUUCUGUGUUACCGCAAAUUUAUUUAUUCAAAAAAAUAUUGAUUUUCCAGAUUGGCAUUGCUCACUUACUCUGGACGAGUUUUCACUCAUUUCCUCUUCAAUGAUCUCAAAUACAGAGAUAAUGAAUCUGUUAUACGAUAUCUGUCCGAGUUACAACCCAUCAAAGGAACUACUUCUACACACGCAGCCCUCGAGCAGGCAUUGGACAUUUUCACAGCCAAGAGUCAAGGUACUAAGCUUGAAAUUAACGAAGUAGUUGUAUUAAAUUUUAGAUAUUCGACCUGGAGUCCCCAAAUUAGCGAUUGUAAUAACCGAUGGUCGAUCUUCCCGAUCCCCAAGAUUAAUCUCCGCCAGGCUGAGAGCCGAAGGAGUCAAUAUUAUUGCCGUUUCGAUGCACCAACCAACCUUAGUGGACAGUCGAGAACUCGAGAACAUUGCCGGCACUCAAGAUCUGGUGUUUACUCCGAAUAACUUACAUGAAUUCGAAGCCACCUUCCUACAUUUUGUUGGAUUCGGAUGCCCAAAUCUGGAUUUGGGACCUGAUGCAAGUAGGUGCAUUUAAACUACUCUUUUUAUCAGUCACAUAAUAUAAUUUGUGUUCAGAACCGAGAGUUCGUGGAGCCACCGAUGUUGUUUGUGGAGCCAACUUCUUAAAGUUUACGGUCAGAACUCAACGACCAAUGAAUGGAUUGAUGUACGCCCAGGGAUUUCAUGAUAAACAGGACUGUUUGCUGAUCGCGGAUGGUAAGAACAGAGAGUUGUCGAUAACGCUGAGAGAAGGGACGUGCGGUCUCACAAAGACGGUAGCACCUGUAAGUACUAUUACACCCUCAUAUUUUUUAUAUUACUUUAGACCAGAGAUGGCUACUGGUUUAAUGCGACGGUAAUUCUGCAAUUCCAUCCUUUGAUUGUGACCAGAUCUGAUCAAGGGUUGGAUGUCAGUUGUUUCCAUGCUCAGCCAGUUCUGGCCAAAGAAUUUGAACAAUCAGUGGAGAAAUCAUUAAAAGAUGUUCAAUGUACUUAUAGAUUACAUCGAUUUGGAUUGAACGAUUGCUCGGCGUUGGACGCUAAGGUUGGAGAGACCUUGUUCCAUAAAUGGGAGUGUGAUAAUUGUAGGAAAUCUUGUUUUGGUGAUCCUUCUUUCAGCGCCCAGGUAUCAAUUCCUUGUUCACGAUUGCAUUGCCCGUUCUGAGAGGCAUACAGUAUCAAUUGUGGACUCUGAUGGGUAAGAUUAUAAUAUAAUUUUUAAUGAUCUUCUAGUUGUGAGGUUGAUCCCCAUUUCCUGGAGACCCCCAAUUAUUCCAAAUUCAACUCCAAUUCCUCAUUACCAGUCGUAUUUCAAGAGAUGAGUGCCUUCAAGUUCCCUGGUGAUGAUAAUAUUCUCUUCCAAUGCCUGGUUUCCUUCUGUGAUAUGUCAUCGGAAGCUCCUUGCAUCAAAUCCAUAGUAGGUUGAAUGUUCGGUCUCUGUGACGUUGUUGUUGUGCAACUAAAAGAACAUUACUUUAGCCUCCAAAAUGUCGUGACAUGUCCUCUUUGGACACCUCAUUAGCGACGGGAUUACGAAGAAUGAAGAGACAAACAGUCUCUCAGAAACCGGGCUUUGCGUUGACCGUUCGGGUCGAGACUCGGACCUUAAAUGUGAUAGAAAACGAGGCCAUGAGACCCAUCCAAGCCGUGAAGUACUGUGAUAUCCGGCCUUAG
Bursaphelenchus xylophilus (pine wood nematode) is the source of this 2754-nucleotide messenger RNA. NCBI's taxonomy places the organism in Eukaryota, Metazoa, Nematoda, Chromadorea, Rhabditida, Aphelenchoididae. The record is from the annotation of a GenBank genome assembly.